Corythoichthys intestinalis (scribbled pipefish) is the source of this 3575-nucleotide messenger RNA. RefSeq names its product methionyl-tRNA synthetase 1 (gene mars1). Gene Ontology annotation, molecular function: methionine-tRNA ligase activity; ATP binding. The record is from RefSeq and is a predicted model, not a curated record. Gene Ontology annotation, cellular component: cytosol; aminoacyl-tRNA synthetase multienzyme complex. Gene Ontology annotation, biological process: methionyl-tRNA aminoacylation. Bases 188 to 2956 code for a protein of 922 amino acids. The transcript is spliced from 22 exons. NCBI's taxonomy places the organism in Eukaryota, Metazoa, Chordata, Actinopteri, Syngnathiformes, Syngnathidae.
UUGGGGCAAGUUACUGUUCAGACGCCAUUCUAAAAACUACAAGCCAUCCAUUAUUGAGUGACGCACAAUUACCUUGCAUCAGCGUUUGUGCGUGGAUCGUACUUACCGGCAAAGUUGUCACAUAUUAGCCACAUUAGCCUGAUUAAAAGUAGAUAUUUCCACAACCAAGUCAUCAGCCAACGGCCAAAUGAAGCUCUUCGUUAGCGAAGGCAACCCACAAAGCCUAAAAGUGUUGGCUGCUCUAGACACAGCAGGAGUGCAAUGUGACGUCCAGUUUGUUAACCACGAAGAGAAACUCGUUCCUUUCCUGAGCCGUCCAACUUUGCCAGUCCUACUCCUUCCUAAUGGACAUCACCUUUUCAGCCCCAAUGCCAUAUGUCGUUACAUGUUUGAAGUGAGCGGACAAGAAUGGCACGAGGCUUGCGAUCAGUGGCUUGAAUGGGAGGCCACAGAACUCCAGCCUGCCCUGCUUCAAGCCCUUCACAUGGCGGUGCUUCAGGGGAAAGAAUCCGAGGCCACCAAAGUCCUCACAGGGCCCCUCACUUACUUGGACCAAAGCUUGAGCAAGGCUACAACGCCUUAUUUAACUGGGGAAGUUGUUUCAGUCGCUGAUCUUGUUUUGUGUGCCGCGCUGCAACCGAUUAUGUCCACACCAACUCUCACUUCAGGUGAACACAAAUCUUUGAAGGUUUGGUUCGACCAUGUGGCUUCCUUGCAGAGCUGCGUGUCGGCAUCUCACAAAGUGCUGCAGGGUAAAGGCCUGCAGGCGAUGAAGAGCUUCAUGCAGAGGCAGCCUGCGCCACAGAGCGGCCAGUGUCAAAGCAGCAUGCUGCCUUGCAACAGCAGCUCUGCUGAGAGUGAGGAAGGGGAACGUGCAGUGUCACAGGAAGAGAUGGAAGCUGCUGUACUCAUCUGGAACAAAGGUUCAAAUGUUCCUUCGGCUACUACAGACAGACUCCAUCCGAUUCUGCCGCAGGAGGGCAAACGAAACAUCCUGCUGACCAGCGCCUUGCCCUACGUCAACAACGUGCCUCAUCUGGGCAACAUCAUUGGCUGUGUUCUCAGCGCCGACGUCUUCUCCAGGUACGGCCGACUGCGAGGCUGGAAUUUGCUGUUUGUGUGUGGGACAGAUGAGUACGGCACGGCCACAGAAAACAAAGCCCGCGAGGAAGGCCUGACACCGCAGCAGAUCUGUGACAAAUACCACGCCAUUCACGCGAGCAUCUACGAGUGGUUCCAGAUCGACUUUGAUUUCUUUGGAAGAACCACAACUGAGAAGCAGACAGAGAUUGCACAGAACAUUUUCUGGAGGCUUCACAAGAAUGACUUUCUGGUAGAAGACAUGGUAGAGCAGCUCCGGUGCGAGAAAUGCCAGCGUUUUCUUGCCGACCGUUUCGUAGAAGGCACCUGCCCCCAUUGCAACUACCCGGACGCCCGCGGUGACCAAUGCGACAAGUGUGGGCGACUCAUCAACGCAGUGGAACUCAAGGCACCUCACUGUAAAGUGUGUGGACAAACUCCAGUAAUCCGCUCAUCCAAACAUCUUUUUCUGGACCUUCCAAAGUUAGAGCCUCAAUUAGAGCAAUGGCUGGAUAAAUCCACUAGCAGCGGAGACUGGACAGCAAAUGCCAAACAAAUCACUCGCUCUUGGCUCAGGGAUGGACUCAAACCUCGCUGCAUAACCAGAGACCUCCGCUGGGGAACGCCAGUACCUCACCCGGACUUUAAAGAAAAGGUUUUCUAUGUGUGGUUCGACGCCCCCAUCGGUUAUGUUUCUAUCACUGCCAACUACACUGACAAAUGGGAACAGUGGUGGAAGAAUCCAGAUAAGGUGGAGCUGUACAACUUCAUGGCCAAAGACAACGUGCCGUUCCACAGUGUGGUGUUUCCCUGCUCCCUCUUGGGAGCUCAAGACAACUACACACUGGUUAAUCACUUAGUCGCCACUGAAUAUCUGAAUUAUGAAGACACAAAAUUCUCCAAGAGCCGUGGCGUCGGCGUCUUUGGUGACAUGGCAAAGGAUACAGGCAUCCCGUCUGACGUGUGGCGCUUCUACCUGCUCUACGUUCGUCCCGAAGGGCAGGACUCGACGUUCUCGUGGGCCGACAUGGCUCUGAAAAACAACUCUGAGCUGCUCAACAAUUUGGGGAACUUCAUUAACAGAGCCGGCAUGUUUGUUUCAAAGUUCUUUGAUGGCUGUGUGCCUGCGAUGGAGCUGCUGCAGGAAGAUAAGAAGCUCUUGGCUUUAGUGGGCUGGGAGCUGCAGCAGUACAUCCAACUCAUGGACAAAGUCAAAAUCCGUGACGCUCUGAAGCACAUUCUCAACAUCUCUCGCCAUGGCAACCAGUACAUCCAAGUAAAUGAACCUUGGAAGAAGAUCAAGGGAGGAGAUGGAGAAAGGCAGCGUGCAGGCACAGUCACUGGCGUGUCUGUCAAUGUCGCCUGCCUGCUAUCCGUCAUGCUGCUGCCUUACAUGCCAGCGGUCAGCCAAACCAUUAGGGAUCAACUCAACGCGCCUCAUUCUUGCGUCAACACCUUGCUGUUUGACAAGGGCGCCUUCACGCGCGUCCUCAACGCCGGCCACCGAAUUGGCAACGUGAGUCCAUUGUUCCAAAAACUGGAGGUGGAGCAGAUUGAAGCUUUGAAGAAGAAAUUUGGUGGACAGCAGCCUGAAGAUGAACCACCAAACAAGAAGACGCCGGCUCAAAACGCUGCCGGCCAUACUCCGUCCGCCCCUGCAAUGGAAGUGAAUGCCAGCAUAGACCCAGAGAAAGCACGGCAGCUGACGCAUGCUGUGGCUGAGCAGGGAGAAAAAGUGCGAGCCCUGAAAGCGCAGAAGGCCGACAAGGCGGUAAUAACAGCCGAGGUGUCUAAAUUGUUGGAGCUGAAAAAGCAGUUGGCACUGGCAGAAGGCAAGAGCCCUGAACCCGCACCUAUCAAGGGCAAGAAGAAGUGAGAUAUGGCACAAAAAUCAAACGGUGGAGGUGGUGGGAAUAAGAGUGAGAAAGUAAUAGCAGAAAAAGGGGAACAUGAUGUACAUGGCGAGAUGAGGAUGUUAGCCAAAGGCAAAGCCGUGACGGGAUCUGAGACAACACGGCGUUGGCACCGAGGGCUAAUGAAUGCUAGCGAGGCCGGCGGGGAAAUGAAAACACACAAAGGGAGCCAAAUGAAUUCUGCUACAGAAUGGAGGGAUUUGGGAAAAAUCCCUACACCAAGAGAAACUGAUUUGAUACUCUUCCUGUUAUAUACUCAACAUAUCACAUCAGCCCCACAAGGUGUGCAAUUGAAAAGAUUUUUAUAGCACAUUAAAAUUACUUGGCUACCAAUUUAUCUUGUGAAAAGCUAAAAUUGGUCCCUAUAUACUGUGAUGCCAUGUACCUCCUUGUCAAUCAUGUUUUCACCUUGUAAUAAAUACAAAUCUUGCAUUAAGAAGCAACAAAAAUCCUUCUUUUUAUUACAAAUUUGGGAUUACAGUGACAGAUAUAAAUGUUAACAAAUGACAUUAUCAUUUAAUUAAAAAAACAUGCAUAUCCAUGUAUGAUUAAAAAUGUAACUAGAAUAAGAAAGUAGAAAUG